Aegilops tauschii subsp. strangulata is the source of this 3276-nucleotide messenger RNA. RefSeq lists its product as uncharacterized. The record is from RefSeq and is a predicted model, not a curated record. Lineage: Eukaryota; Viridiplantae; Streptophyta; Magnoliopsida; Poales; Poaceae. Gene Ontology annotation, molecular function: protein binding.
UAUAUAUGGUGAUUUUUUAAUUAUAUGUUGAACAUUUUUAUAAUACACACUGAACAUUUUUUAAUAUACAUUGAAAUUUUAUGUAUAGCAUAUACUGAUUUUUUUUCUAAAAUAUACUCCCUCCGUCCCAUAAUAUAAGAGCGUUUUUGACACUACACAAGUGUCAAAAACGCUCCGUCCCAUAAUAUAAGAGCGUUUUUGACACUACACAAGUAUAUUUCUAUUUUUAAUAAUUUUUAAAAUAUCUAGUCUAGCUCCUAAAAAACAACAGCCGGUCAUGGGCAGUGUGGGCUGUCCCAUUUGCGAUGGCCUUGAGCGAAGGCUCUCCUUCUGUAACGCACUGAGCUGAAACAUAUAUAUUCCGGUUGCUUGCAGCUCCGGCCCACGUCGCCAAAACCCCACCCAAAACCCCGCCUUUGGCAUGCCCAACAGGGUUACAGCGCUUCCCCGCCGCCGUUUCAGCCCAGCUGCCCCAUCCCAAAUCAGUCUCUCCUCGGUCUCUCUCCUCCGUGCGCCGCCACCCCCGCCGCCACGGCGCCUGCCGGUGAACCCCUCCGUUGGCGACCAUCGCGCUCGCCACCGCCCUCCCCACCGCUCGGCUCCUCCUGCGCGGGCGCAUGGCCUCCUCCGCCUCCGUUGCGGUCCUCACCGCACCCCCCUUUCCCACUUGCCCCUCCUCCGACGACUCUGACGACGCCAAGCCCCUCCCGCCUCCACCCACGUCGGGAGAAACCCGCCCUCCUCCGCAGCAUCAGCAGAGGCCGCGGUGGUGGCAGCUGGAGCGCGACUGCAACGUGGCCAUGAAGGCCCUGGCGCGUGCGGGCGAAGUCGACCAGGUGCUCGCCCUCUUCACCGAGCUCAGGGCUUCCAGAACCGGCCCGGGUGGUGCCUCGCCGCCCAGUGUGCUCUGCUACAACACUCUCGUCAACGCGCUCGCAGAAGCUGGCCGCGUGGAGGAGGCCCACAACGCGUUCGACGAAAUGCUUGCAACAGGGGUGGCGCCCAAUGCAUCGUCCCUCAACAUCCUUGUCAAGCUGCAUUCGUGGAGAUCUGCGCGGUUUGACCUCGCGUACCAGGUGAUCAUCCGGUUGCAAGAGCUCGGGGUGGAAGCUGACGUGGGCACCUACUCCACGCUUGUCACGGGGCUGUGCCGUGUGGGGAGAGUGGGCGAGGCAUGGGGCGUGCUCGAGUGGAUGCUGGAAGUGGGGUGCCGUCCCAUGGUGCAAACUUACACGCCCAUUGUGCAGGGGUAUUGCCGUGAAGGUCGUGUCGACGAGGCCAAGGAGCUGAUGUCCACGAUGGAAAGUGCUGGUUGUCCUCCCAAUGUAGUCACCUACAAUGUUCUGAUCAGGGCUUUGUGUGAUGCUGCCAGAUUUGACGAAGUCAGGCAGGUUUUAAUGGAUAGUAGAACCAAGGAUUGGAAACCAAGUACUGUCACCUACAACACAUUUAUGAAUGGUCUCUGCAAGAAAGGUAUGGCUAAGGAAGCACUUGAGCAGUUGGAUGUUAUGCUAGGCGAAGGGCUGGAUCCCACAGAUUUCACUUUGAGUAUUCUUCUGAAUUGCCUUAGCCAUGACAAGAGGAUUCAUGAUGCCGUAUGCUUGCUGGAGAGGAACACAUCAUUGAAAUGCUAUGCUGGUGUUGUUGCAUACAACACUGUGAUGAGCAGGUUAGGUGAAAUGGGACAUUGGAUGGGUGUUCUAAAGUUGUUGACAGACAUGAUCAAGAGAGGUGUCAUGCCAAACACGAGGACGUUCAACAUUGUCAUUCGUAGUCUUUGCUUUCGCCGAAAGUUCUCCAUAGCCAAGAGCCUCGCAAGUAACCAAGGUUUUGCUGCAAAUGUCGUGACAUACAAUACACUCAUUUAUUUUGUUUUUUACUACAGUCGAAAGCUCAGUGAGGUGAAGGACCUAAUAUUUGACAUGACAGCAGUGAGGAUUGCUCCAGAUGAAGUUACCUACACUAUAAUCGUUGAUGGAUUAUGCAGAGAUGGAUUUUUUGAUACAGCCACUAGUUACUUUCUAGAAUCGCUUGAGAUUGGACUGUCAAGGGAUCUUUUUGCUGUCCUUACAAACAGGCUUGCUCACAAUGGCAAGAUCUGGGAGACUAUUCACAUAUUCAAGGGAAUGGAAGAAAAAGGUUUUAUCCCUGAUAAUUCUAUAUUUGACCUCACAAUCAGAAUAUUCUGUAGGGCUGGUUAUUGUCACGACACAGAUAUGUUUAAGCUUAACUUUGUUCUAGAUACGAUGUUGGGCAAGCAGUGAACUGAACCCUUGUGUAUCUAGGAAAGCCGACAAUAAUUGAAGACAUGAAUGAAGAGUCGACAUUACUAAAGAUACUGACACAUGUUGUGUCUGGCUUUUAUAACACUCUGUACGUGGUACAAAGAUGGCCACAUGCCUGUUCAUGUUAACAUAUUCCACACUGCCACUCGACAGAUGAAGUCUAACUGCUUUGUAAUCAGCAACAUGCUGCACAGGUGGGAUUCGAAUGUAACUCAAACACGUGCUUUUACUGCACCUGUCUUUUGUGAGUGUAAUCUUGCUGGGUGUCUGGGUCUUUCCGGUAAUUUGUGUAGCAGACACAUGACUCUUAAUAGGACUCAGAUGACCAUGAAGUUUUGAAAUCAAUAUAUUUUUCAUCUUUAUUAUCUUGUUUGAAGGAUUCUUGUUAUCUGGUUCAGAUGAAAUUUGAUUAGCGAGGUGCUGGGAUUGCUAUGUGUAUUUAUAGAAGACAGAGAAAAGUGGCAGGGUAUAGCAGCAAAGGCCAGCAAUCUCCGUCUCACCCUUCCGGACGCUCUAGCACACAUUUACUCCUGCGAGCUAGGGUUUGGUUAGGCAGUGGGCCUUGACCAGUAAAGCCGUGACCGACCUUGACCUAUCCAGUUCACAAACAAGGAUUCAUGUUCAUGGGGGCGCUUACUCAGAGGGUUGUGCGUGCUUCUAUCAAUGCAUCAAGUCGCAAAGCUUCUGCAUUUCCUCUCUGAAGGACCAAAACAGUGUCUUGGUAGCUUACUUGAGCUAUAUGAAGCGAUGCCAUUUUUGUUGUGUUUUGAAUGAUUUCUAAUAUUGUUUUUACUUGUCGGUAUCAGCGUAGUCAACCUUCCAGACAUGCAAGUAUUGCGGCGAGGUUCUGUUUUAAAUGAUUGCCAUGGCAGGUUAAUCUUUUCCGUUUCCUAACAUGCCUCGUCCACUUGGAUGUAUGCCUUCCUUUUGCCGAAUUGUAUGUAGACUUGCAGGAAUGAAUAUAUUAUGGCAUGAGCAAUGUUGAUUAGUA